Myzus persicae (green peach aphid) is the source of this 1904-nucleotide messenger RNA. It is a transcript of the gene Papst2, whose product is annotated as adenosine 3'-phospho 5'-phosphosulfate transporter 2. The record is from RefSeq and is a predicted model, not a curated record. Gene Ontology annotation, biological process: transmembrane transport. Gene Ontology annotation, cellular component: Golgi membrane; endoplasmic reticulum membrane. The coding region runs from base 441 to 1520 and encodes 359 amino acids. Gene Ontology annotation, molecular function: 3'-phosphoadenosine 5'-phosphosulfate transmembrane transporter activity. Lineage: Eukaryota; Metazoa; Arthropoda; Insecta; Hemiptera; Aphididae. The transcript has 6 exons.
ACCGAAUUUCCGAUAGGUACCUAAGUUCUGAAUUUCCGAGUAUCUGAGAAUCUGACUAACUGAUUUCUGACGAUUGUUCUGGGUUCAGGGCGUUCGGGCCUGAUAUUUGGAAAUGUUAAAUAACAAUUAACAUGAUAAAAUAAUAUAUUUUGUCAUAGAUAUCAAUUAUUAGUUAAAUUGUUUAAUAUCUUUCUUAAUUUGUAUUUGUUUGUAUAUUUGUGAACACUAAUGUCAUUUAAAAUCCUUAUGCAAGACAUUAAAUAAGUUGUUUUUAACAUACGAAUGUCUGAUAAAGUAUUUUUUUAUUAGAGAGACAACAUUGAUGUCCAAUAUCAUUUAAAUUAUUGUUCGUUUCUAUACCUAACAAUUGUUAGUGAUAAUUAAAUUAAAUUAAUAAUGUUCUUGUCCUAGAUAUAAACACUCGACACUUGUGUAAUUGAAUGGAAGCCAAAAUUUACAUAAACGAUUCUGGUAAUGCAGAAUUAUUACCUAAUAAAAAAGAAGAAUCAUCGAGAAAACUUCUAUGGGUUGAUAUUGGUCAUUUUUCUGAAUUAUGGCAAUUUUUAAUUUGUUCAGUUGUUGUGUUUAUUUUUUUUAUUCCGUAUGGAUACCUACAAGAAGCAAUAUUUUCAAUUAAAGGUUUUAAACCAUUUGGAUGGUACUUAACUUUGGUGCAGUUUUUUAAUUAUUCGAUAUUUGGAUUAAUAGAGAGUCAAUUCAAUCGUACACAACGAAGGAUACCACUGGUCUUGUAUCUUUUAUUGGGACUGAUAUUAUUAGGUUCAAUGGGGUUUUCAAAUGCUUCACUUGGUUACUUGAAUUACCCAACACAAGUCAUAUUUAAGUGUUGCAAACUGAUACCAGUUAUGAUUGGUGGAGUAUUAGUACAGCACAAAGUAUAUAAAGUUAUUGAUAUAGUAGCAGCAUCGUGUAUGUGUGCAGGAUUAAUAUUAUUUACUUUAGCUGAUAAUAAAGUUUCACCAGAUUUCAAUCUUAUAGGUAUAAUUUUGAUAAGUUCUGCAUUAUUUUGUGAUGCACUUAUAGGUAAUUUUCAAGAAAAAAUGAUGAAAAAACAUAAUGCAUCCAAUGCGGAAAUUGUUUUAUACUCCUAUUUAAUAGGAUUUAUAUAUUUGUUAUUUGUUUUGUUGGCGAGUGGACAACUAAGAGAUGGAACAGAAUUCUGCAUUCAGAAUCCAGUGACUUAUAUAUACAUAUUUUUCUUUUCUCUCUCUGGAUUUUUUGGAGUUCAAGCUGUACUUGCUUUGAUAAGAACUUGUGGUGCUUUAGUUGCUGUAACUGUGACUACAUGUCGGAAAGCUGUAACAAUAGUGAUAUCAUUUUUAUUGUUUUCAAAGCCAUUUACAUUUCAGUAUGUUUGGGCUGGAUUACUUAUUGUUUUAGGAAUUUAUUUAAAUGUUUUAGGAAAAACAAAUCAUUUUGACUUAAAAAUGUUUUUUAUGACUUCGAGUAAAAUAUUUGGAAAUAUUAAGAAACGGAGAAAAUCACCAAUGAUAGUUUGAUUUCUAGAACAAUUAAUUAUUUUAACUAACUAUUUAAUUCCAAUCGAUUAGAAAUAAUAAUAAUUACAUACUACAACCAAGUAUUAUUGUUAUUAAAUGUUUUUAUAUUACAUAAAUUUACAAGUAUCAAUUUGAUAGAACCUUAAUGCCGGGUUGCAUGAAAAAUGUAUUAAUGGUUCAAUAAAAUGUAAUAUACCAAUCGUGUGUCACUAAAUCAUGUUUUAAUGACCAUUAGCGCACUAUUAAUUUGCUAAAUGUUAAGCGAUUGUUCAUGCAACCCGUCAUAAGUAUUUUAAGUAUAAAAAAGUUUAUAUUUAUCAUCAGAUCUAUUUGAUUGGUCUACUUAAUAAAAAUUUUAAUUUUUCAAAUAUGAAUCUACUUACA